CUUCAAUCCCACAUCUACCCCACUGAGUUACUCUCCUUCAUCAGAUUGGCGCCCCACCAAAUUGGCAUUUUGAUAUUGUUCUAACGCCCUUCUUGUCUCCGUGUUGAAGUUAUGGGCUUCAUUCGACCAGCUACUCCUGGCUUCCUGAUUACCCUCAUAGCCACCAUCUUGUUGGCUAUCGUAUCUUUCUCUGUCCCUCUCAUAAAAUCUGUAUAUUUCCUCAAGGCCAACCUUGCCGUGGAAGGCACCAAUGGCUACAUCACUUUUGGAACAAUGGGCUAUUGUAUGGAUAUCUCAGGGACUCUUUCAUGCUCCAAUGCAACAGUUGGAUAUGAUUUUAACAUCAAUGCGUUGGUAGGCGAUAAUACGUCUAUCCAAAUCCCCACUCUAGUUGUAAAAUGGCUCACAUAUGCUCUCGUCCUGCAUAUCGUAGCCUUCGGCCUCGCAGGAAUAGCUACCAUCUUUGGUCUACUCGCUCACGUCCGUGAAAUGUCCAUGACUUGUUUCAGCAGCUGCAUAUCAGGAUUCGGUGCUACCGUUGCCCUUGUUGCUUUCAUUUUUGACCUCGCCAUCUUUUUCGUCGCCAAAUCCAGAAUGAAUAGUGUUUCAGGUGGCUCUGCUUCCAUAGGCAACGCUGUUUGGCUUACCCUUGUCUCCUGGAUCCUGCUGUUCUUCAGCGGAUGUUUCUAUGGUAUCGGAAGGUGCUGCAUCAAAAGACGUCCAAAGGGUGCAUGGGGCAAUAAUGACCGUACGGGUGGGAAUGCAUAUGCAGAUCAAAUGCGACUUGAUGCUGUCAAGGCGGAAGCAGAUCGCAAAGCCAGACAACAGCAAGGCGAAAUUGGUUUACCGUCAUUCCAAGAGUACGAUCCAUCGCAGCCACUGAAGGCCAGAAUCUCGGGUGAAAAUGUAUACCCAGACGAGGAGGAAGCCGUGCCAUAUCGAGACAACCAGAGCGUCUCCACCGCCGGAAGAGCUGGCACGGGGUCCUAUGGUAGUCGUCCAUCACUAGGUGGUUAUGCUGGAGGAGGUUAUGUGCAGGCUCCUCGGGGCACGCGCGCUGUCGAUGAAUACAACAACACUUCUCCGUAUCCAGCGCCACCACGCCGGAAGAGUAGCACCCUAACUCAGACGACGUCCUCGAGCGUUUAUCCGCCGACCUCUGCGGCUCACUCGAUGUCGCCUGUCAAUUCGUAUCAUCCCAUGCCAAGUGCAUAUCCUCCCGCCGGGCCUGCAGCUGUCGCUCCAAUGCAUAAUGCUGCUGGUGCUUAUUAUAGUGACCCAUACUCCCCAGAGGCAUAUGGCCAUGUGGAAGGUGCUACUUGUGACGGCAUUUUCUUAUUUUCUCACACAAUCGCAGCCCGUACGCCUUCGCAGCGACGUGGAGCAUAUAACCCUUGGGAACCGCAGCAGACUCACUACCAGGAAUCACCGUUCAACCCAGAUUCAUACAAUGCUACGGGUGUACUAGCUGCGGCUUCAUAUGCUGCACAUACCCCCCAGCCUGAACACAACUAUGGUGCCAUCGGUGUACCACAGCCAUCGGACCCAUACUAUACUUCAAAUUAUCAAAGUUCGACUAAUGUGCCGAGCUCUCCGCCGCCAACCAACCACAGUGCAUAUGCGGCACCUCCGAGCACGGGUGCUGUGAAGGGCCCGAGAGGGCCGACGCCUGUGGUGAUGUCUCCUCCACAUGAGAUGUACAAUGACAACCCACCAACAUAUGAGGCUGGUCAGUCGCGGGCGCCUGUGCAGUGGAAGUCCUGA
Messenger RNA from Suillus paluster, 1764 nucleotides. RefSeq names its product pali-domain-containing protein. The transcript has 3 exons. The coding region runs from base 112 to 1764 and encodes 550 amino acids. The record is from RefSeq and is a predicted model, not a curated record. NCBI's taxonomy places the organism in Eukaryota, Fungi, Basidiomycota, Agaricomycetes, Boletales, Suillaceae. Gene Ontology annotation, cellular component: cell division site; growing cell tip; plasma membrane.